GUCCCCCAGGUUCCCCCCCCCGGCUCCACGUCGCUCUCCCGGGCCCUCGGCAUGCGGAGAGGAGCUGCAGCUCCUCUAGGCGGCCUCACCAUGUUCAGCAAGAAGAAGAAGCGCAUCGAGAUCUCGGCUCCCUCCAACUUCGAGCACCGCGUCCACACGGGCUACGACCAGCAGGAGCAGAAGUUCACGGGGCUGCCGCGCCAAUGGCAGGGCAUCAUCGAGGAGUCGGCCAAGCGGCCCAAGCCGCUGGUGGACCCCGUCUGCAUCACCGCCAUCCAGCACGGCUCGCAGAAGACCAUCGUGCGGGGCACCAAAGCCGCCAAGGACGGCUCCCUGACCUGGCUGCUGGACGAGUUUGAGCACAUGUCCGUGUCCCGUUCCAAUUCUCUGCGCAGGGACAGCCCCCCCUUCCCGCCCCGCCGCGACCAGCUCUACCAGGAGAACGGCCUCUCCGAGGGCCCGGCCGCCGCCCGCCCGCACCAGGACGCCGGCCGGAGCAAGGACAAGAAGCUCCACGGGGCCCGCGGCGAGCUAGAGCAGGGCAAGGACAGACCCCGGGACGGGGAGGAGCAGCAGCGCGCCCACCCGCAGCAGCCCCGCGGCCAGGAGCCCGGCCCCAAGGGCGCCGGCGCCCGCCCGCCCCCUCCCGAGUACCCCAAGCCCCCCGAGCGGGACGGCCCCGCCGACAGGGACUGCGGCCAGCCGGCCGAGCGCGUGGUGCGGCGGGAGCGCGCCGAGCCCUCCGACAGGCGCCCCAAGUCCACCUACGGCGGCGACGCCAGCCCGCAGUCCCCCCGCGACAAGCGCCCGCUCUCGGGGCCCAAUAUCCGGACUCCCAACAUCCCCGUGUCUGAAGGGGUGAUGAAGACGGCUCAGCAGACGGGACGGCCUUUUAAUACCUACCCGCGGGCCGAGACCGACCCCGGCCGGGGCGCAGGUUCACAGGCAGAGCACCGGCCGGGACGACCGCAGGAGCUGGCGUCCAACGGGCCGGUGAGCGGCACCGCCGGCUCCUCCCGCGCCCACCCGCCCGGCCCGCCGCGCUCCAAAGGCCCCGAGCCCCCCGCCGGCCUCACCCCGCACGCCUCCGACCCCCACCUGGCUCGCCAGCCCCCGCCCGGCCCCCCGCUGCCCGCCGCCGCCCCGCAGCAGCCCCGCUCGCCCCAGCGGGAGCCCCAACGCGUCUCCCACGAGCAGUUCCGGGCGGCCCUGCAGAUGGUGGUGGACCCCGGCGACCCCCGCACCUACCUGGACAACUUCAUCAAGAUCGGCGAGGGCUCCACCGGCAUCGUCUGCAUCGCCACCAUCAAGAGCAGCGGCAAGCUGGUGGCCGUGAAGAAGAUGGACCUGCGCAAGCAGCAGCGGCGCGAGCUGCUCUUUAACGAGGUGGUGAUCAUGCGGGACUACCAGCACGAGAACGUGGUGGAGAUGUACAACAGCUACCUGGUGGGCGACGAGCUCUGGGUGGUGAUGGAGUUCCUGGAGGGCGGCGCGCUCACCGACAUCGUCACGCACACCAGGAUGAACGAGGAGCAGAUCGCCGCCGUCUGCUUGGCCGUGCUCAAGGCCCUGUCCGUCCUCCACGCGCAGGGCGUCAUCCACCGCGACAUCAAGAGCGACUCCAUUCUGCUGACGCACGACGGGAGGGUGAAACUCUCCGAUUUUGGGUUUUGCGCCCAAGUGAACAAGGAGGUGCCGCGGCGCAAGUCGCUGGUGGGGACCCCGUACUGGAUGGCGCCGGAGCUCAUCUCCCGCUUGCCCUACGGCCCCGAGGUGGACAUCUGGUCCCUGGGCGUGAUGGUCAUCGAGAUGGUCGACGGGGAGCCGCCGUAUUUUAACGAGCCGCCCUUAAAGGCCAUGAAGAUGAUCCGAGACAACCUGCCCCCCAAGCUCAAAAACAUGCACAAGGUAAAGGGGGGGCAGCCGGGACGGGGAC
Oxyura jamaicensis (ruddy duck) is the source of this 1936-nucleotide messenger RNA. RefSeq names its product p21 (RAC1) activated kinase 4 (gene PAK4). Gene Ontology annotation, cellular component: cytoplasm. Gene Ontology annotation, molecular function: protein serine/threonine kinase activity; ATP binding. The record is from RefSeq and is a predicted model, not a curated record. Gene Ontology annotation, biological process: regulation of MAPK cascade; intracellular signal transduction; protein phosphorylation. NCBI's taxonomy places the organism in Eukaryota, Metazoa, Chordata, Aves, Anseriformes, Anatidae.